Messenger RNA from Misgurnus anguillicaudatus (oriental weatherfish), 1268 nucleotides. Lineage: Eukaryota; Metazoa; Chordata; Actinopteri; Cypriniformes; Cobitidae. The record is from RefSeq and is a predicted model, not a curated record.
ACACUCAGUGGUUAAAUCUAACGGAAGUCAGCAACAAUAGCAGUAUUAUAAUCAGUGAUGUUUGCUUCAGACACACUUUUGCAGACCCCUGAAGUGUGAAAGUGUUAAAGUUUCUCAUGCUUGUUUUUCUCUGUUUGUGCUUCUGCUGGUUGGUGGGUGUGUUUGGUGAUGAAGUGAAGUCAGUGUCAGUGAUGGAGGGAGAUUCUGUUACUCUACACAUUGAUCUUAUUGACCUAAAGACCGUUCAUCUGAUACUGUGGAAGUUUGGACCUCAAGAGUCUCUUAUAGCUCGAGUCAAUAGAGAAGCUAAUACAGUCUCAAUAUAUCCUGAUGUUCUUGAUGGGAGAUUCAGAGGCAGACUGCAGGUGAAUAAUCAGACUGGAGAUCUCACCAUCACAAACAUCACAACUCAACACAUUGGACUUUAUCAAAUAAACAUCAGCGGCAAACAGAAGAUCUCACACAGAUUCAAUGUUACUGUCUAUGCUCGUCUGCCCGUUCCUGUCAUCUCUAGUUACUGUCCUCAAAACUCUUCAUUAAUCUCAAACUGUGUGUUGUUGUGUUCAGUAUUGAAUGUGAGAGAUGUGAGUCUGUCCUGGUAUAAAGGAAACAGUUUAUAUUCCAGCAUCAGUGUGUCUGAUCUCAACAUCAGACUCUCUCUAUCUCUGGAGAUUGAAUAUCAAACUAACAAUACAUACAGCUGUGUGGUGAACAAUCCCAUCGGAAAUCAGACUCAACAUCUCAACAUCACUCAGCUCUGUCAACGGUGUUCAGAUUGUGUCAGCUGUUGUGACCCUACCGAAGGUGUGAUUCGAUUAGUUAUUUCUGCUCUGGUGGGCAUGGCCACAAUUGCUGUUCUGGUUUAUGACAUCAGAUCUAGCAGAGUGGAACAGAAGAAAAAAUCAAAGACACAAAGACACAAGGGGCAUCAGUUUGUGUUGAAAAGCGAUGGGGACAAAAGAGCAGAUGAAAAAACAUUACAGCAGGACGGGAAAAAUUAUGAAUAACGGUGCAUCAAAAAUGGGUAAAAAAUUUACUGUCACAAACCCGACUCAACAGUGUGGAUGUUUGUCAUGUUCACAAAGAGAGAAUGUAUAACUUGGACAAGAAGAAACUGUGUCAAGAAUUUGUUCAAGUUACUGAUCAGUGCAUGCAUGUUUUUGGGUCAUUUUAGAACCAGAAGUUUAUCUUGUUUAAGUUACUUUUUUGACAAUGUACAUUAUUCCUUUCUGUAUUUAAACUGCAUUGCAUGUUUUAUUUUGUGCAAA